CCCCUCGCCGACGCCGCGUUCAACAAAGAGCAGCUCUUCCCGCCUUUCCCCUCUGAGGCAAAGGCUCCCCUCACGUGAGGCGCGGCUCCUGCCUGGCAGCGGAGGAGCUCCCGGCGGCCGCAACGGCAGCGCCGGCGCUUGAGGGGGCCGGCCGAGGAAAGAGAGGCGGAGGUGUGGGGGAAAGAGCCGCAAACUCUUCCCGCCGCCGCUGCCGCGGCUGCUAACGCGGGUGGGCGGGGAAGGAGGGCGGCGGCGUCCGUGUGAGGCUCGGCACGGCGGGACCCGGCCGGGGAGCGAGUUGCCAUGCCCACCAACUUCACGGUGGUGCCCGUGGAGGCGCCCGGGGGCGGCGGCGGCGAAGAGGGCCCCGGCGCCCAAGCGGGGCAGCAGCCGGAGCACGCGGCGGAGGAGCCGGGCGGGGGGACCCUCGGGCGGCCGCAAGAAGCGCCCCUCGAGAAUGGCCGCGUGGAGCCCGGGAGCCGAGGUGAUGGGAUUCCAAGGGAAAGCAGCCCAUUUAUCAAUAAUGACAGCAUGGAGAGAGGAAACAUUUACGAAGGGAAAAAUAUGGCUCUUUUUGAGGAAGAAAUGGAUAGCAACCCCAUGGUAUCAUCUCUUCUUAAUAAGCUAGCCAACUAUACCAAUGUUACUCAAGGAGUGGUAGAACAUGAAGAAGAUGAAGAUAGCAAACGUAAGGAAAUAAAGGCUCCACGUAUGGGCACUUUCAUUGGUGUGUAUCUGCCCUGUCUACAGAACAUUUUAGGAGUUAUCCUAUUCCUGCGACUGACAUGGAUUGUGGGAACAGCAGGAGUUCUUGAAUCUUUCAUCAUUGUAUUCAUGUGCUGUUCUGGUACUCUGCUAACUGCAAUAUCAAUGAGUGCAAUAGCAACAAAUGGUGUAGUUCCAGCUGGUGGCUCAUACUACAUGAUCUCAAGAUCAUUAGGGCCGGAAUUCGGUGGAGCUGUGGGAAUCUGUUUUUACUUGGGCACAACUUUUGCAGGGGCUAUGUAUAUUCUUGGCACAAUUGAAAUUCUACUGAAAUACAUUUCCCCCAAUGCUGCUAUUUUUGAAGGUGGUGAGGAAGCCAUGUUAAACAACAUGAGAGUUUAUGGGACAUGCAUCCUUGCUCUGAUGGCCCUCGUUGUUUUUGUGGGCGUCAAAUACGUCAAUAAGCUUGCCCUCGUCUUUUUGGCUUGUGUAAUUCUUUCAAUUUUUGCCAUUUAUGCUGGGGUUAUUAAAACUGCUUUUGAACCACCAGUCUUUCCCGUUUGCCUGCUUGGAAAUCGUACAUUAGUAAGAGGUACUGAAUUUCCUUGUGUCAAAUAUUAUGAAGAAAACAAUAUGACAGUGACUACCAAGCUGUGGGAAAAUUUCUGCGGUAGCCCACUGUUAAAUGCCUCCUGUGAUGAAUAUUUCAUUCUAAACAACGUCACAGAAAUUCAGGGGAUUCCAGGAGUCGCAAGCGGAGUCUUACUUGAUAAUUUGUGGAGUGUAUAUGGAGACAAAUUCGCAAUUGUGGAGAAACAGGAUCAGCCAUCAGUUCCUGUUUUAGAAGAGACAGAUGCAAAAAUUAAAUUCUAUGUGUAUUCGGAUAUCAUGACCUAUUUCACCAUGCUAGUAGGAAUUUAUUUUCCAUCUGUGACAGGCAUUAUGGCAGGUUCAAACAGGUCAGGGGAUCUUCGGGAUGCUCAAAAAGCUAUUCCAACUGGAACAAUUAUGGCCAUUUUAACAACAUCAUUUAUCUAUUUGUCCUGCAUAGUACUUUUUGGAGCCUGUAUAGAAGGAGUCGUCUUGAGAGACAAAUUUGGACAAGCAGUUAAUGGAAACCUGGUGAUUGGUACGUUGGCAUGGCCCUCUCCGUGGGUCAUUGUGAUUGGCUCAUUCUUUUCCACAUGUGGUGCUGGUCUCCAGAGCCUCACUGGUGCUCCCCGGCUGCUACAGGCAAUUGCAAGAGAUGGCAUAGUACCAUUUCUUCAAGUAUUUGGUCAUGGAAAAGCAAAUGGAGAACCGACAUGGGCUUUGCUUCUCACUGCGUUGAUUUGUGAGAUAGGGAUUCUCAUAGCUUCCCUGGACAGUGUAGCUCCAAUCCUUUCCAUGUUUUUCCUUAUGUGCUAUCUGUUUGUGAACUUGGCAUGUGCAGUUCAAACUCUGCUUCGUACACCAAAUUGGAGACCUCGUUUCAAGUAUUAUCACUGGACUCUCUCAUUCUUGGGGAUGAGUUUGUGCCUUGCCUUGAUGUUCAUUUGCUCUUGGUACUAUGCUUUGGUAGCCAUGCUAAUAGCAGGAUGCAUUUACAAAUACAUAGAAUAUAGAGGAGCUGAAAAAGAGUGGGGAGACGGAAUCCGGGGUUUGUCCUUGAAUGCUGCUCGUUAUGCCUUGCUUCGGGUUGAACAGGGUCCUCCUCAUACUAAAAACUGGAGGCCACAAGUCUUGGUUCUGCUGAACUUGGAUUCAGAGCAGGUGGUAAAACACCCACGGCUGCUUUCCUUCACCUCUCAAUUGAAAGCUGGGAAGGGACUGACCAUUGUGGGAUCUGUCCUUCCAGGAAUAUACUUGGAUAAAUUCACAGAAGCUCAAAGGGCUGAGGAGAAUAUUCGAUCAUUAAUGGGAGCAGAGAGGACCAAAGGAUUUUGCCAGAUUGUGGUAUCAUCCACUGUUAGAGAUGGAAUUUCCCAUUUGAUUCAAUCUGCUGGCCUUGGAGGGAUGAAGCAUAACACUGUCUUGAUGGCAUGGCCUCAGUCCUGGAAACAUACUGAUAAUCCUUUCUCUUGGAAAAACUUUGUUGACACUGUUCGAGAAACAACGGCUGCACAGCAAGCCCUUCUAGUUGCCAAAAAUAUAGACUCGUUCCCUACGAAUCAAGAGCGUUUUAGUGAGGGCAACAUAGAUGUUUGGUGGAUUGUUCAUGACGGAGGCAUGUUGAUGUUGCUUCCUUUCCUGCUGCGACAACACAAGGUUUGGAGAAAAUGUAAAAUGCGCAUCUUUACUGUAGCUCAAAUGGAUGACAAUAGUAUACAAAUGAAAAAGGAUCUCCAGAUGUUUUUGUACCAUCUUCGAAUUAAUGCUGAGGUCGAGGUUGUUGAAAUGUUUGAAAAUGAUAUUUCAGCAUUUACGUAUGAGAAGACCCUUGUGAUGGAACAGAGAUCUCAGAUGCUGAAGCAAAUGCAGCUUUCUAAAAAUGAAAGGGAAAGAGAGAUUCAGAGCAUCACUGACGAGUCUCGUGGCUCAAUCAGAAAGAAGAGCCGCUCUAGCCCACAAUGUAUUGGUCAAGAUGUAGACAAUCUGCUACCUAAUGACAUUCAGGAGGAAGAGGCUCAAUUAAUCCAUGAUAGGAACACGGCAUCCCGCUCAACAGGAAUGGUCAAAUCUCACACUGCUGUUGCUACACCAGACAAAAUACAAAUGACCUGGACAAAAGAAAAGCUUAUAUCCGAGAAGCAUAAAAAUAAAGAAGCUUGCCUGUCAAGCUACAAGGAUAUCUUCAGUAUGAAACCAGAAUGGGGAAAUCUGAACCAGUCGAAUGUGCGAAGGAUGCACACUGCCGUCAAGCUCAAUGGAGUUGUGCUAAACAAGUCACAACAUGCCCAACUGGUGUUACUGAACAUGCCUGGUCCUCCAAAAAACAGGCAUGGGGACGAAAAUUAUAUGGAGUUCUUGGAAGUUUUGACAGAAGGCUUGAACAGAGUGCUCUUGGUACGAGGAGGAGGUCGUGAAGUUAUCACCAUUUACUCCUAAUAAUUUUACUGAACACACCGAUAUUACUUCAUAUAACAUCUGUUUCUGGAAUUAAAUGUGGGACUUUGGCAAAUCUUGUUGGGACUAAUGACUUUUGCCCAGCCCUAUUUAUUGCAUACGAAAUAGAAUCAAACAGUUGAAUCCUCUCUUUUUUCUUUUAUAAAAUUAUGUAAGCAAAAUUAUUUCCUACAUAGAUCUCUAAAAUGUGUCUUUAUUGAAUAAAUGUAUUAUAUGCUUGUAUAUUUUUUUAAUGUAGAAAACUGGGAGACGAUAUUUUUUUGUUGUUCUGGGGAUUAGGGUGGGACACAGAGGGGCAUACUUUUUGCACAUAGCUCCUAGUAAAUACAAUAGCUGCUUCUUGGACAUAGGAACAGACUCCUAAGUUUGUACUACUUUUUAUAAUGAUGGUUUUUAAAAAAGAAAACGAGGAAAUGGGGCUUCCAGGAACCAUUUUAUAAGAGUCUGGCCUACAUAUUUUGUACCAUUGACCCUUCUAACUGGAAGCAGGUUCUGUCUCCUUACCAAGUCUCUGUGGUUCUGUAUUCAUUUUAAUCCACAACUCUGUGAAUUGUUUAGCAUUGUAUUUUAAUUAAAGAUCACUGGUUGAAUAAAAGUCCUUUGAUUUAGGAACCACAAUUUUGACUACUUGAAAGUGGCUGGCCCUUAUGAGUCCAGGCUUAAAUUGUUGCUGAAAGCUGAGUCUACCUUAAAAAGAUAAUACUUCACUUACAAAUACAGCAAGAUCUCAUCUUAUUUUUAGAGUGUUGUUUUGGAGUGUCUUGUUUUUAAGGUUUUGAACCCCAGCUCUUAGUUUCUAGGAAAGAAGAAAUCCACUAGAAUAAAUCAUUUAAGCCUUUGAAGUUACACGUGUCCAGCUGCUGUAGGGAAAUGGAAGACAUCAGAAUGCAAAAACUUGACAACUAAGAAUACUCUGCUCUUAAGCAAUGUUGACUGGACCCUAUAAAUUGCAAAAUAAAAGUCUAAAAUUCGUUCUCUAAUACACUUGCCGACCUAUAAGCUGCAUAGUACCCAUUUCAUUUAGUAGGCAGGGAGUGGCUGGAGUUUUGCUUCUUCCUCAAAUUUCUGGUAAACUCCUGACUUCACCAGAUCAACACAUGCCCAUUAUCAGUCCUCCAUCCUCUUGGGCAGUAGCAUGACUGUUCCACUUCCCUGACUUCCUGUACCAAAAGCAUAACUAUAUAUUACCACUCAAUAUUGGAAGGGGGCUCUUUUGAAGACCCAAAUGCGAAACUGAAAUAUUGUAAAUAAGAUAUUUUGUACAGAUGCAGGUAGAAUCAAGCAACUGAGAGUUAAAUACAGCAGCUGUUGAGUGCAAAAUAAGUGCACUUGGUAACAGCACCAGCAGUGUUGUUAAUAUUACUUAGUUAAAGUGAAAAUACUGGAAAUUUCACCAUGAGAAAAACCGUGUUUUUUAAUGACUUUGGGGGUUUGUUAGAGGGGGUGGAAAUGCAAAUAAAUAGAAUAUUGAAUUACUUAUUAGAUCAAACCUUUAUCACAUUUAAAAAUGUAUUGUGCAUAAGUUAGGUUGGCAUCCGUCUUGGGAGACUGGAAGAGUGUGCCUUCAAGGGUUAUGUCAAACAAUUGGAGAGUUACAGUGCCUGCUGUGUCUGUAGAGAUGAAUACAGGAGAGACAUGUUUUGUUGCAGCUGGGGCAGAUGAAGGCAUCCAGUUGAGAUGCGCCACAGAAUCUCUUCUUUCUGGGUUCCUCCCAGUGGUCAUUCCUCCUCUUGUCACUGCUGUGGAUUGUUUAAGAAAUGUAUUGUAUGUAAGUUACCCUUGCAUGAAAUUAGAACUGUUUGAUAUAUUGGUGAGAUUUUUCAAACAAUAACUGCAAAUAUAACCAUU
Molecule: messenger RNA, 5598 nt
Organism: Podarcis muralis (Common wall lizard)
Lineage: Eukaryota; Metazoa; Chordata; Lepidosauria; Squamata; Lacertidae
Source: RefSeq, a predicted model, not a curated record